Molecule: messenger RNA, 8436 nt
Organism: Vigna radiata var. radiata (mung bean)
Lineage: Eukaryota; Viridiplantae; Streptophyta; Magnoliopsida; Fabales; Fabaceae
Exons: 13
Coding region: 254-8158 (2634 amino acids)
Molecular function (GO): ATP hydrolysis activity; ADP binding
Source: RefSeq, a predicted model, not a curated record
CGUCUUCUGAAAAACUCUUUCUUUUAUAUCACCUCAAUAUUCCAUUACAAUUUAUACCUCUCUGUGUUUUCUGACCAAGAUCUUCAACACAAGAGUUCAGCAGUAUAUGAAGACAUCCAACCAACUCUCCUCUCUCUCUCUCCCUCACUACACUUACUCAACUAAAUCAUAUGCAUCAACAAACCAGGAAAAAAAAUACUAACAGUAUUGGGAAGCAUAAAGUCAAGACGAAAGUGUUCAUUCAUAAAGGAGCAUGGAUCCAGUUGUUUCUGCAGUUACUGAGAGUUUUCUGAAAAAAUUAGGACAAGUGGUCAAAAAACAAUGGGGCUACUUUUUUAAUUACAAAAGCAAAUUUGAAAAGUUGAAAUCUUACGUUGAGGAACUGGAAGGUAACAGGGAGAGCCUGCAACAUAAUGUUGAUAAAGCACUAGAAAAUGCAGAAGAAAUUGAAAAUGAGGUUCAACGUUGCUUAAAGCUUAUGGAUGAGAAGAUAAAAAAAUAUAAAAGUUACAAAGAUGGUAGAACAUUGGAGGAGAUUAUGAAAAUAUGCUCAAAUGGUUUCCUUCCAAAUAACUUCCAUUUGAAGUAUCAGCUUGGUAGAAAAGUUACAAAGAUGGUAGAGGAAAUCAUAGAAGAUGGACUUUGGAAAAAGAAAUUUGACAAAGUUUCGUAUCAAGAAUACCCAUCCGAUGAUUAUGCUUUUUCAAACAGUGGUUAUGUGAGUUUUGCAUCUAGAACUAGAACAUUGGAGGAGAUUAUGGAAAAAUUGAAAGACUCAACAGUUGAUAUGAUUGGAGUUUAUGGGCGUUCUGGUAUGGGUAAGACGUUUUUAGUUAAAGAAAUUGCUAAGAAAGCUAAAGAAAAGUUGUUCAAGAGAGUGAUCAUAGCAAAUAUUACAGGAAAUCCUGAUUUCGAAAAAAUUCAAGGACAAAUUGCUGGCAUGCUAGAUAUCACAUUAGAAGAUAAAAAUGAGAUUGCUAGAGCGAAUCGUAUUCGAAAGAAGUUAAUGAAAGAAAAAAAGAACACCCUUAUUAUCCUUGAUGAUCUUUGGGAUCGAUUGGACUUGAAUAGACUUGGGAUUUCAUGUGAUGAUGAAGAAGAAGAUGAUGCAAGCCGACGGGAUGCCAAUGACAUAGAUAACAACUUUGGUUAUAAUAAGACAGAAAAUAAUGAGGCGUUAAAAGUUGAUUUGAAUAAGAUGAAAAAGGAAAAGCCAUCCAACAGUUACAAAGGAUGCAAAAUUCUUCUAACAUCUAGAAAAAAAGAAGUAUUAUGUGAUCAAAUGGGUGUGCAAGAGAGCUCGACCUUUUUGGUGGAAGGCCUUAAUGAAAAGGAGGCAGAGACUUUGGUUAAGAAAGUUGCUGAUGUAAAAAUUUCAGAGUUUGAUAGGAAUGCUAUUGAAAUUGCAAAAUGGAGUGGUGGACUUCCGAUGGCGUUAGUUUCCAUAGGAAAGACACUGAAGAAUAAAAGCUUACCCGCUUGGGAGAAUAUUUGUCAAAAAAUUAAAAGACAAAGUUUUACAGAAGAAUUGGGAUUUACUGAUUUUUCUAUAAAGUUGAGCUAUGAUGAACUAAAAAGUGAGCAGCUAAAGUGUAUGUUCUUACAGUGUGCAAGAAUGGGAAAUGAUGCUUUGAUUAUGGAUUUGGUCAAAUUUUGCAUUGGUUUGAAUUUGCUUCAAGGAGUCCAAACAAUUACAGAUGCCAGGAAAAUGGUACAGAAGAUGAUAGAAGAACUAGAAGAAUCUAGUUUGUUGGUGAGAAGUUAUUCUAUUGAUCGCUUCAACAUGCAUGACAUUGUGCGAGGUUAUGCUCUUUCAAUAUGCAAAGAAAAACAAGUGCUUUUUAUGAAAAAUGACAUACUUGACGAGUGGCCUCAUGAAGAUGACUUUGAAAGGUACACUGCCAUUUUUUUACACUCUUGUGACAUCAAAGAUGAGCUUCCUAAGAGAUUACACUGUCCUCGAGUUGAAGUCUUACAUAUUGACAAUAUCACUGAAUCUUUCAAAAUACCAGAUUACCUUUUUAAAUUUAUGAUUCGACUCAAAGUGUUGGUAUUGACCGGUGUUAAUCUAUCUCGCUUACCUUCAUCAAUUAAAUGCCUAAAAAAACUAAGAAUGCUUUGUUUGGAGAGAUGCACUUUAAGAAAGAACUUAUCAAUCAUUGGUGAGUUAAAGAGUUUACGAAUUCUUAGUCUUUCAGGAUCUAAUAUUGAAAGUUUGCCUCUUGAAUUUGGGCAAUUAGAUAAGCUUCAGCUUUUCGACAUAAGCAAUUGCCCAAAACUAAGACAAAUACCUUCCAGUAUCAUACCAAGGAUGAACAUUCUAGAGGAAUUUUAUACUAGAGAGAGUCUGAUUCUAUGGGAGGCUGAGGAAACGGAAAGUAAAAAUGCUAGUCUAUCUGAGUUGAGGCACUUGAAUCACUUGCAAAAUCUAGAACUACACAUUCAAAGUUAUGCCCAUUUUCCGCAGAACUUGUUUUUGGACAAGUUGAAUAGUUACAAGAUUGUCAUUGGUGAAUUCAACUUACUUAACUUGCUUACAGUGGGAGAAUUCAAAGUCCCUGACAAGUAUGAAGAGGUGAAAUUUUUGGCAUUAGAGCUAAAAGAAGGUAUUGAUAUUCAUUAUGAAAAAUGGAUUAAAAUGUUAUUCAAAAGUGUUGAAUGUUUGCUGCUAGGAGAACUCAAUGAUGUUCGAGAUAUUUUCUAUGAAUUAAAUGUUGAAGGAUUUCCAAAUUUGAAACAUUUAUCCAUUGUUAACAAUUUUGGCAUUAAGUAUAUUAUCAAUCCAAGGGAGCGGUUUCACUCUUUAAUCGCUUUUCCCAAAUUAGAGUCCGUAUGGCUUUACAAAUUGGAUAAUUUGGAAAUAAUAUGUGACAAUCAGCUUGUGGAGACCUCUUUCCGCAAUUUAAAGGUCAUCAAGAUUCAAACAUGCAUUAAAUUGGUAAACCUUUUUCCAUUUUGCAUGGUUAGACUCCUUACUGAGCUUGAAACAAUUGAAGUGUGUGACUGUGAUUCUUUGAAGGAGAUAGUUUCAAAAGAAAGAAAAACUGAAACUAUGAGUGAUGAGAAGAUUGAGUUUCCCAAGUUACGACAAUUAACAUUAAAGUCUUUACCAACAUUUAUUUGUUUAUAUGGCGUUGAUGAGAUGCUUGGUAGUGUACCAUUGUUGCAAGGUCAGGAGAACACAAAUAUUGUUAAUAACGCUGAGCAUGGGGUCAACAAUUCUUGCCUUCCACUCUUCAAUGAAAAGGUUUCAAUCCCCAAAUUAGAAUCGUUGAAGUUAUCCUCGAUCAACAUCCAAAAGAUAUGGAGUGACCAAUAUGACCAUUGUUUUGAAAAUUUGCUCACAUUGAAUGUGACAGAUUGCAGUAAUUUAAAGUAUUUACUAUCAUUCUCUAUGGCUGAAAGUCUGAUGAAUCUUCAAAGCAUUUUUGCAAGUGAAUGUGAAAUGAUGGAGGAUAUAUUUCGUCCGGAAGAUGCAGAGUAUAUUGAUGUUUUUCCUAAGUUGAAGAAAAUGGAGAUUAUCUGCAUGGAGAAACUCUCUACCAUUUGGAAAUCUGAUAUUGGUUUACAUUCCUUUAACAAUUUGAACUCUUUGAUGAUAAGUGAGUGCCAUAAACUUGUUACAAUUUUUCCUAAUUAUAUGGGACACACAUUGCAAAGCCUUCAAAGCUUGACAGUUACCGAUUGCAAAUUGGUUGAAAACAUAUUUGAUUUUGCAAAUAUUCCGCACACUUGUGAUAUUAUUGAAGCAAAUUUGGGUAUUAUAUUUCUAGAAAAGCUGCCAAAUUUGGUGAACGUAUGGAAGGGUGACACUGGUGAAAUACUCAAAUGUAAUAAUUUGCAAAGCAUAAGAGUUGAUGAGAGUCCAAAAUUGAAAUAUCUCUUUCCAGUUUCUAUUGCCAAUGACCUACAAAAACUAGAAGUCCUUGAGAUAUGGGAUUGUUGGGAAAUGAUAGAGAUUAUUGCUUUGGACAAACAUUCAAGUGAAACUGCUAUCACCUUUAAAUUUCCUCAUCUAAAUACUUUAUCAUUAAUAGACUUGCAUGAAUUGAGGAGUUUCUACUCAGGAAUUCAUACUUUAGAGUGGCCACCAUUAAAGAAAUUGGAAAUAGUCGACUGUAGCAUGCUCCAAGGAUUGACUUCAGAAAUCACAAAUUCAUCAGAGCAACCAAUUGUUUUAGCUACAAAAAAGGCAAUAUAUAAUUUGGAAUACAUGUCGGUGAGCUUGAAGGAAGCAGAGUGGUUGCAAAAAUACAUUGUUAAUGUUCACAGAAUGCACAAACUAGAAGAACUUUUUUUGUACCGGUUGAAGAAUAAUGAAGUUCUCUUUUGGUUUCUUCACAGACUUCCCAAUUUGAAAAAUUUAACAUUGGGACUUUGUCACAUGAAAAGAAUUUGUACUCCUGAAAGUCUUAAUUCACCUGAAAAAAUAGGUGGUGUUAUGCAACUUAAAGAGUUAGUAUUACAUAACAUGUGGUCUCUAGAGGAGAUUGGUUUUGAGCAUGAUGUGCUUCUUCAAAGGGUAGAAUGCUUAACCAUCCAUGGAUGCACAAAAUUGAGAAAUCUAGCAUCAUCCUCGGUAUCUUUUAGUUACUUAACAUCCUUAGAAGUGGUGAAUUGUAUGAUGAGGAAUUUAAUGACACUCUCAACUGCUAGAACCUUAAAUCAACUCACAACAAUGAAAGUAAGUUCAUGUCCAUUCAUUGUGGAAAUUGUUGCAGAAAAUGAAGAGGAAAAAGUACAAGAGGUUGAGUUUAAACAAUUAAAAUCAUUAGAAUUGGUGUCUCUACAAAAUCUCAAAAGUUUCUCUAGUGUUGAGAAGUGUGACUUAAAAUUCCCACUACUAAAAAAAUUAGUAGUAAGUGAAUGCCCUCAAAUGAAAAAAUUAUCUGAAGUCCAAACCGCUCCAAACCUUCAAAAAGUACAUGUUGAAGCAGGAGAAAAAGAUAAAUGGUAUUGGGAAGGUGAUUUGAAUGCCACUCUACAGACACAUUUCACCAACAAGGUUUCUUUUGAAUAUUCAAAGGAUAUAAAUCUUGUUGAUUAUCCCGAGAGGAAAAUUCGACAUGGAAAAUUUGCUUUUCCGGACAAUUUCUUUGGUUGUUUGAAGAAAUUGGUAUUUGAUGAAGCAUAUAAAAGAGAUACUUUGAUUCCCUCUCAUGUACUACCUUACUUGAAGAACUUAGAAGAAUUAAAUGUGGAGAAAUGCGAAUCAACACAACUAAUAUUUGAUGUAGACGAGAGUGAAAUCCAGAUGCAUGGAAUGGUGUUUCGUUUGAAAAAGCUUACUUUAAAACACUUGUCAAAUUUAAAAUGUGUAUGGAAGGAAAACCGGAAAGGAAUUGUAAGUUUUCCCAAUUUGAACACGGUUGUUGUUACUGAUUGUGAAGGCUUGGUAACACUGUUCCCUUCAUCCCUUGCUAGAAAUUUUAAGAAGCUUAAGACACUUUUCAUAUGGUGUAAUAAGAAAUUGGAAGAAAUAGUUGGAAAGGAAGAAGGAACGGAACAUGAAAAGACAAUAAUAUUUGAAUUUCCUUGUUUAUCCGAACUAGCUAUUGUGGAUAUGCCACUGUUGAGUUGCUUUUAUCCUGGAAAGCAUCAACUAGAAUGUCCUUUAUUAGAAACCUUGUAUGUGGCCUAUGCUCCUAAACUGAAACUAUUCACAUCAAACUCUCAAAAAGGAGAUAUGGAGGCCCCGAUCAGAUCGCUACAACAAGCUUUGUUCUUAGUUGAAAAGGUUCCUCCCAAACUGACGGACUUGGCACUCAAUGAGGAAAACAUUAUGUUAUUUAGAGAAGAAAAUUUGCCACAAAACCUUCUUUGCAAGCUAAGUCGACUUUUUUUGUGCUUUGAGGAUGAUAAAAAUGAGAAAAAUAGUUUGCCUUUUGAUUUAUUUCACAAGCUACCUAAUUUAGAAUGGCUUACAGUAAGAAAAUGCUUUGGUCUGAAGGAGAUAUUUCCCUCUCAAAAACUUCAAGUUCACGACAAAGUACUUGCUGGAUUGAAACAAUUAAAUUUGUUCCAAUUAAAGGAGUUAGAGUGUAUAGGUUUAGAGAACAUGUGGAUACAACCAUACUCCAUAAAGCUCGAACUGUUGCAACUUCACGGGUGCCUUUUGGUAGAAAGAAUAGUUUAUUGUGCGGUGUCAUUCAUCAAUCUUAAAUAUUUAUAUGUGAUGCACUGCGAAAGGAUGGAGUAUUUAUUCACGUUUGCAACACUCAAAAGUUUGGUGAAACUAGAGACUCUAAGCAUAGGAUAUUGUGGAUCAAUCAAAGAAAUUGCAAGAACUGAAGAGGAAGAUGGUUCUGAUGAGAUAAUCUUUGGACGACUCACAUCAAUUAAGCUGGAAUACUUACCGAGGCUAAUAAGCUUUUAUUCAGGAAAUGCCACCUUGCAAUGCCCAUCUUUACAAACUGUGAUGGUAGCUGAUUGUCCCAAUAUGAUAACUUUCUCCGAAGGAGUCAUAAAAUUAGCAAUGUUUCCGGGGAUUCAAACAUCUGAAGAUUCUGAUUUCACUUUCCACGUCGAUAUGAACACAACUGUCGAAAGCUUAUUUCACGAAAAGGAAUUUAUGGAAUAUUCAAAGCGUAUGAUACUUGAAGAGUAUCUUGGGAUGUCUGGAGUUCACCACACAAAACCUAUUGUUUUGGACAAUUUUUUUGGUAGUUUCAAGAAAUUGGAAUUUGAUGCAGCAUGCAAUAGAACUAUUUUAAUUCCAUCUCAUGUACUUCCUUACUUGAAGAACUUAGAAGAAUUGAAUGUGAAAAAUUCCGAUGCAAUACAAAUAAUAUUCGACAUUGACGAGAGUGAGGUCAAGACCAAGGGAGUAGUUUUUGGCUUGAAAAAACUUACUUUAAACAAGUUGUCAAAUUUGAAACAUGUAUGGAAGGAAAAUUCCACAGGAAUUAUCAGCUUUCAUAAUUUGCCAGAAGUGGUUGUUAAUGGUUGUGGAAGUUUGAUAACACUGUUCCCUUUAUCACUUGCCAAAAAUCUUGGGAAGUUGAAGAAACUUGAAUUAGAGGAGUGUGAGAAAAUGGUAGAAAUAGUUGGAAGGGAAGAUGAAAUUGAACAUGGAACGCCAAUAAUGCUUGAAUUCCCUUGUUUAUCACGUCUAGGUCUUGAAAAGAUGCCACUGUUGAGUUGCUUUUACCCUGGAAAGCAUCAUCUAGAAUGUCCCUUGUUAGAUGAGUUAUAUGUGGCAUGUUGUCCUAAGCUGAAGCUAUUCACAUCAAACUUUGAUGAUGAUAGUAAAAAAGAAGUUUCGGAGGCUCCAACUAACUUGUUACAACAACCUUUGUUCUCGAUUGAAAAGGUUUGUCCUAAUCUGAUGGGAUUAACGUUCAAUGAGGAAAACAUGAAGCUUAUGAGUGAUGCACGUUUGCCACAAGACCUUCUUUGUAAAUUAAAUCUUCUUUAUUUCUGCUUUGAGGAUGAUAACAAUGAGAAAGGUAUUCUGCCUUUUGAUUUCUUUCACAGGGUACCCAAUUUAGAAGAACUUUAUAUAGAUAAAUGCUUUGGUAUAAAAGAGAUAUUUCCCUCUCAAAAGGUUGAAGUUCACGACAAAGUACUUGUGAGAUUUAAAAAUUUAGUCUUGAUGGAACUAAAAGAGUUAGAAUGGGUGGGUUUAGAGCACCCGUGGGUACAACCAUACACUGAAAAACUUGAAUUGUUAAAGCUGUGCAGUUGCCCUCUAGUAGAAAAAUUAGUUUCGUGUGCAGUGUCAUUCAUCAAUCUUAAAGAGUUAUACGUGAAGCUCUGUGAAAAGAUGGAAUAUUUAUUCACAUUUGCAACCCUCAAAAGUUUGGUGAAACUUGAGACUGUAAAAAUACAGAAGUGUGAAUCAAUCAAAGAAAUUGUGAAAAAAGACGAUGAAGAUGAUUGUGAUGAGAUAGUAUUUAUACGGCUCAGAUCAAUUGAGCUGAAUUCCUUGCCAAAGCUUAUAAGCUUUUAUUCAGGGAAUGCCACUUUGCAAUGCUCAUAUUUGAAAAACGUGAUGGUAGCUGAAUGUCCCAAUAUGAUAACUUUCUCUCAAGGAAUCAUUAAAGUGCCAAUGUUUUUGGAUAUUCGAACAUCAAAACAUUCUGAUUUAACAUUUCACAGCGAUCUUUACACAAAGAUCCAAAAGUUAUUUCCCAAUCAGGUAAUCCAUGAGUCAUGAUGACAGUAAUGAGCGUUUGGAGUUCUUCUUCCUCUACCAUUUGGUUAGCUGUGAUUUCCGCAUUGCAUUCCUUCAGAGACGGAGGGAACAAUGAUGAUACAAGAAUCAUGAACAAAAGUUUAUUCUAAGUCUGUUUUUUUGUUGUUUAAAAUGCUUGAAAUACAAAUAAGGUGGACCUACAUCGCCAUCUAUUGUAUGGGAUUAAGUUAGUUAUAUUCUGUAUGCAUGUUAGUCCUCAACUUAAUACUUUGAAGAUUGAACUUCGUAACAAUGUGAUG